This is a messenger RNA of Myxocyprinus asiaticus (Chinese sucker), 3745 nucleotides long. Its product is annotated as inactive rhomboid protein 1-like. Gene Ontology annotation, molecular function: serine-type endopeptidase activity. Gene Ontology annotation, cellular component: endoplasmic reticulum membrane. The transcript has 17 exons. Lineage: Eukaryota; Metazoa; Chordata; Actinopteri; Cypriniformes; Catostomidae. Gene Ontology annotation, biological process: regulation of protein secretion; regulation of epidermal growth factor receptor signaling pathway. The coding region runs from base 425 to 3100 and encodes 891 amino acids. The record is from RefSeq and is a predicted model, not a curated record.
GCUUAGUCACGCCUGUGCGGUCACACACACAGAUACUGCCGACUCUCGGUCGACACGGGCGGGGCUCCCGGUCCAUGAAACUGAAUUACCGGCAGACCAAAACUUAACUUACCCCCCCGAGCUGGUCUCUGUCUGUGUGUCGUGCGUGCGUGGGAAUGUGGAAAUUCACAUUGAACAAUCACACGAACUACUCGAGAAUGUCUUCUCAUUGGAUUGUAUCACCGAAAGACUGAGAUACUUUGACAUCUGCGGCUGUAUAUUCUUUUGCGUAUGUUGGCCGCUUAAACGUCGGGCAAAAUGAAAUAAACAUAAACACCUUCGAUUAUUAACAGGCAUCUGGAGAUUUCAGCUAUUAGGCUUUUCACGUCAAUUGAAGUGCUUGUGAAUCGAAUAAGGCUGGCAGGUGUAAGGAGAGGUAGGCAGCAUGGCUGAACCCAGACGAGACAGCACCAGCAGCUUGCAACGCAAGAAGCCGCCCUGGCUUAAACUGGACAUUCCUGCAGCUCAGGUGUCCCUGGAUGAACCACACACUUUUGUCCAGCCAGUGAAGAGGCAUGGUUUCCAUCGCAGUGUCAGUAUGCCUGUGGAGACGUCCCAUCUCCCCUCCCCUCCACGUGACCUCUUUGACCCCCGGCGAGCCGCUUUCCAGCGUCAGUCUUCAAUCACUCAAACCAUCAAGAGAGGCACGGCAGACUGGUUCGGGGUCAGUAAGGACGGCGACGCCACACAGAAAUGGCAGAGGAAGAGCCUGCGGCACUGCAGCCUGCGAUACGGCAAGCUGAAACCUCAGGUGAUCCGUGAGAUGGAGCUGCCCAGCCAGGACAACAUCUCUCUGACCAGCACAGAAACACCUCCACCUUUAUAUGUACCCUCAUCUCAACAUGGCAUGCAGAAGAUUGUGGACCCACUGGCACGAGGGCGUGCAUUUCGCAUGGUUGAAGAAGUGGAUGGCUACAGCGUCCCUCAAACUCCCGUCACACCCGGCGCUGCGUCCCUCUGCUCCUUUACUAGCUCACGAUCAGGCCUGAACCGCGUCCUUUGCAGACGCAAACGUGAGUCUGUGGCCAAGAUGAGCUUCAGAGCAGCUGCAGCACUGGUCAAGGGUCGCUCACUGCGAGACGGCACAAUAAGGCGUGCUCAUAGACGCAGCUUCACACCUGCUAGCUUCAUUGAGGAGGAUGUUGUGGACUUCCCUGAUGAACUGGAUACAUCUUUCUUUGCUAGGGACAUUCUGAUGCAGGAGGAGAUGUCCACCUUUCAUGAUGAGGUGUUUGAGUCUCCAUCAGACUCCACCAUGAAGGACAUAGAUAGCAAACAGCUGGACGAGUCUGAGCUCACUGGCAGCGUGCUGGACAAAAGCGAAUUAGAGAAGAGCCACUUAAUGCUGCCUCUAGAGCGUGGCUGGCGGAAGGUUAAAGAAGGAACAUUGGCACCCCCUAAAGUCAGACUGAGGCAGGAGGUUGUGAGUGUGAAUGGUCAGCGGAGAGGACAGCGCAUUGCCGUGCCGGUCAAGAAGCUCUUUGCUCGAGAAAAAAGGCCGUAUGGAUUGGGCAUGGUGGGAAAGCUGACCAACCGUACAUAUCGCAAGCGCAUUGACAGCUAUGUGAAACAACAGAUAGAGGACAUGGAUGACCACAGGCCUUUCUUUACAUAUUGGAUAACGUUCGUUCAUAUACUGAUCACUAUUUUGGCAUUGUGUAUUUAUGGCAUUGCACCAGUGGGCUUCUCUCAGCAUGAAACCGUCGAUUCUGUUCUUAGAAAUAAAGGCGUUUAUGAAAAUGUCAAAUUUGUGCAGCAAGAAAACUUCUGGAUUGGACCAAGUUCGGAGGCCCUGAUUCACCUGGGAGCCAAAUUCUCACCUUGUAUGCGAAGGGACAGGCAGGUACAUGAACUGAUAAAACAAAAACAGGAUCUGGAGCGAAAUUCAGCUUGCUGUGUGCGCAACGACCGCUCUGGCUGUCUUCAGACCUCAGAAGAUGAGUGCUCUGUACGUACAAGAGCCGUAAACUAUCUAGAUUUUACAUUUGUUCACCCAACUGAGAAGCUGUCAGGCCACUUACCAUUCUACAUCUUUCUCUCUCUUGUUCAGAGCACUUUGGCUGUGUGGGUAAAAUGGCCCCAGCAUCCCAGCGUACCCCAGCUGGAGGGGAAGCCCCGGCAAUAUGGCUCUGUGUGUCAUCAAGACCCCAGGACGUGUAUAGAGCCAGCCUCAGUUUCACCUCACGAAUGGCCUGAUGACAUCACCAAGUGGCCGAUCUGCACCAAAUAUAAUACGGGGAACCACACCAAUCUGCCUCAUAUUGACUGUACUAUCACCGGCCGGCCCUGUUGCAUCGGCACUAAAGGGAGGUGUGAAAUCACCUCGAGAGAGUACUGUGACUUCAUGAAAGGAUACUUCCAUGAGGAGGCAACGCUCUGUUCCCAAGUGCACUGUAUGGAUGAUGUGUGUGGCCUCCUUCCAUUCCUGAACCCAGAGGUCCCAGAUCAGUUCUACCGCCUCUGGCUGUCUCUCUUCCUACAUGCUGGGAUUCUGCAUUGCCUGGUGUCAGUAUGUUUUCAGAUGACGAUUCUUCGAGACCUGGAGAAGUUGGCUGGGUGGCUUCGGAUAUCUAUCAUCUAUAUCCUGAGUGGUAUCACAGGAAACCUGGCUAGUGCCAUCUUCCUUCCCUACAGAGCUGAGGUGGGUCCAGCUGGCUCUCAGUUUGGCAUCCUGGCCUGUCUGUUUGUGGAGCUAAUUCAGAGUUGGCAGAUUCUUGCUCAGCCCUGGCGGGCCUUCACUAAGCUAUUGUGUGUGGUGCUCUUUCUGUUUGCCUUCGGCCUGCUGCCCUGGAUCGACAAUUUUGCCCACAUCUGCGGCUUCAUCUCGGGUUUCUUCCUCUCCUUCACCUUCCUGCCCUACAUCAGCUUUGGCCGCAUGGACAUGUACCGCAAACGCUGCCAGAUCAUCGUCUUCUUGGUGGUGUUCGUGGGUCUGUUCGCCGGACUCGUGGUGCUCUUCUACGUGUAUCCCAUCAAGUGUGAGUGGUGCGAGCUGCUCACCUGCAUUCCUUUCACCGACAAGUUCUGUGAGAAGUACGACCUUAACGCGCACCUCCAUUGAGGGAGGAGAGGCGGGGCUUCAGGGACAGAGGGAAUUGAUUGGAUGAUGAUCUGCAUCUGCCAAUCCCCUGUGUAUCCACAUGAGUUGCACUUUGUCUCUCCCAAAUGAAGCCCUUUCUGUGAGCUCAGACAGUAUGCUUGUGUUAUUUUUUUUUUUUUUUUACUCUGUGCAAGUUUGAACACAAUGUUGACCAUUAUAAGGACUGAGAAUGCAGAAGAAUGGUUUUUAAUGCACCCAAAAAGUUUUAUGUAGUCAGUUGAUAAGGGUGUCUGAUAAUCAUACAAAAACAGGGUCACCUUCGCCCCCAAAAAUGUUCUUUACACUACAGUGUCAUAAUAAAAGCACUGGUACAGCAGAUGGAGAACACAUCUUCUCCAGUUUGAUCAUUGUACUUUUUAUAUUUUAGCAUGUCAGGGGUAGGUUUGUCUGUGUUUAGUCGACCUCAGAAUCCAGGGACGAAAUCUGUACCUUUGGUGCCUUGAUAAAUGUACCUACUACUGCCAUAUUUUCAUUACACGUUGAUCACUCAAAUUAUAUUCUUUUAUUUGUAAGUUACUUCAAAUGAAGUAAUGUUUAUAAUGAAAGUAGUGUUUUAGCUACUCAAAUUACUCACUUGUUACAAAAUACAACUAAAAACAACCUGCA